This is a messenger RNA of Amoebophrya sp. A25, 1336 nucleotides long. NCBI's taxonomy places the organism in Eukaryota, Dinophyceae, Syndiniales, Amoebophryaceae. The record is from the annotation of a GenBank genome assembly.
GCAGCGUCGACGUGGAUUGUGUUGGGCGAACAGCACAGCCAGAAGCUGCGGCGUCGGGGAAUGCAGCCAGCACGAAGCAAGGCCGUGCAGGCGCAGCGUCGUCGUCUACUGCCGCAAGUUUGGGGGAGCAUUCUUCGUCGGUAAUUACUCUUCGCAGCGUGCAGAAAAUGAACUUACCCAACGUCGGUCAUAAGUCUGAUCAACACAGAGAUGAGGGUGGAAAGCACAGCAAUAGCGCCGAUGUUCUGUUUGAGGAACCGCAACAUGACAGGGCAUCCACCUCCACAACGUCUGGCGGUGAUGCCGACGACCGGUCGACAGUGUCAUCAGGCGAAGUGCUGUUCCUGGAUCACGACCAUAAUGUUACCAACGUCUUCCGAAUGUCCUCAGGUGCCAGUACGCAAACAGGGACGAGAGGUACAGGGAAGGCAACAACUAGUGUGUGCAUAACAGAUGCAAGAACUACGUCAUCUUCAAUUUCGGGGGAAGAAAUGAAUCGCACAGCAAGCGAUUUUCAUGUCGUUCUUGACGUUGCUGUAACAGUGCGUGGCGCGGCUGGCGCAAGGAGCAAUGUGAAAAUCCACAGAGAACGUGAGAAGGCGAUGAAAAAUGCAGCAGCACGAGGAGCGGUCGAAAGUUCUACGCAUCAAGAACAUAGAAUCCACAACGGUUCAGAUUGUCCAGUGGAUCAUCCGGAGCCAGAAGCAAUUGAUCAGACGAAACAGCAAGUGGCAGGCGAGAAGAUUAGUAAAGAACCGAUGGGACAACGACUAGCAGAAGCAGCGGCCGACGCGCCACCAGUCCGUUGCUUACCGGUACCAAGGGGUCUACUUAAUAUUCCCAUGCUACCCGAGUGCGAGCCCGCAAGGCUUGCAAGUAGUAGAGCGAGACGAUCACGAGCUCCAGCACAUGCAAACCGUCCAAGAAAUACCAUACCAGAUGAGGAAACGGAGAGCAGUAUUGAAGAAGAGGACGGUGAUGAAGAUUGUGCGACGCCUUCAGCGCGACUGCCGGUCGAAUCUUCUGCGAGGCAGAUCAGACGAGACCGGCGUGCAGCUAUGCGUCUUCUAAUCGACCCGAACUAUCAUAGACGCUUAUCGAUGUCGAGUCAGAACGGGGCAGGAGCAGAGAACGCGGGCCGCGCUGGAGCGCCUCCUCCACUAUCUUCUGGUUCUGGAAGUGCAGUUUUCUUUCGAUCCUCUCUGACAGAUCGUUGGGAUCUGCAGACCGCUGCAAGUCCCGCCGCGGUGCGCGGCAGAGCGCGACGACCGCUGCAGCCGAGGGAAGCAGUGGCAGAGUAUGGACGAUGCUACAAGGAACAAAAUCCUAACUACUC